Molecule: messenger RNA, 7103 nt
Organism: Papilio polytes (common Mormon)
Lineage: Eukaryota; Metazoa; Arthropoda; Insecta; Lepidoptera; Papilionidae
Gene: kmr
Exons: 11
Coding region: 265-6981 (2238 amino acids)
Source: RefSeq, a predicted model, not a curated record
GACCGGGCGCCGCAUGAUCGAUACGGCAAAUAUGCUCAAAUAAAACAUCAAUUUUUAACUCAUAAAUAACUAUUACAUUUUCAACUUUGUUACAAAUAAUUACAUUAAGAAAACUCAUUUGUGUUGCCAGUUAAAAAGACUUUAAUUUCCAAUAAAAAGUGCGCAACAAAAUCGUUUAAGACCGGACCGGAUAUGACUGUCGGAAAUUAUUUUCUUCCGCUGGACGUGAUGUGAUCGUGAUGUUUUGUGCUAACUGAGGUUACAAUGGGCCCGUGGGAUGACAAAGAUGGGCACGACAAUAUGGCGUCAGCUCCGCCCGCCUCCUGCAUCAGCGCGGAGCACGGCUGCGUCAUGUUCGACUGCCUUUCACAUCUAUGGGAAUGGCUUGACCCACCGAUAUCUCAGUCACAGUUCCCAAUGGAAAACAAGAAGCCAGUACCGGCGACGCAGCAGCCACUCACACAGCAACAUCUCAUGGCGCAUCAUGUCCAUCCCGAUCAAAUCUAUUCGUCACAGCACACUCAAAUACCAACACACGUAGCCACUCAAACCAGUCAAAUACAACCGAAUGGUGUCAUGCACCAACUCCUACAAAGUCAAUAUCAAUCGAACAUGAACGCAAGAUCUCCUCUUUUAGAAAACCGUCACGAAUUGUAUGGCACUGGACAUAAUCGAGAAUACACAAGGCACUAUGGUGCAAACGAUAAUUAUAAUUAUCCUCAGUCCCCACCCGGACAAGAGAGGACUGAAAUACACACCGACCAAAAUGUCAAUCACGAUAUACUUCACAACAUCCCAAAAGGAUACAACGCUGAGGUCUACCAAGAUUAUUUGAAACGUAACCCACCGAAAGAUACCAAUCAAAUAUACCAAAAUCAUCAACCGACUUACAGACCUAACGCGAACCAGUACGGUUCAAAACCUUAUCUACCUUAUUCAAGUAGAAUAGGACCGCAGAGUAACACAGAAUUGUUGAGAAGGCAAUACAACGAAAUACAACAAAUGAAAAUGCAACAACAGUUACAUUAUCAAAACCAGGCGCAGAUGCAUCAACAACAAAAAUUCGCCGAACGGCAAUUACUUCUACAACAGAUACAUGGAAUACAACCACCUCCCAAUUUACAGAAUAGCAUAUAUUCAGAUGGUUCAUACAGAGAUUUAGACCGCUACAGCAGUAAAAACGACUUCAAAGAUUAUGAACUACAAAAAGAUAUAGAGAAUUAUGGGAAGAACAAUGAAAUGCGGGAAUCCGACAAGCAAAUUAGACAAUACCACGAUGCGCAAUGGCAGACAAAUCAGCCUUCUGAUUUUCGAGAAGCCGAGAGAUAUAGAAAACCAGAAGACGAUAAAUCAAAAAGUCAAUCCCCACCUUCCGAUUUCAAUAACCAAAUACAAAGAAAUAAUGUUGGUGUAGUUUCGCCAAUGAAAUCUAGCGAAUCGAGUACUCCUAGUGUAAAAUCACCGUCUUCUGAAAGUCGAAGAAGCAGCAGUGGUAACCAAGCGUUAAGGUCACCAAUAGCACAGAGGAUUCCUUCCGCCCCUGUUGCUAUGGCUGGAAUUUUGUACAAGCAGGGUUCGGAUGGCCUUAAAGUUUGGAGAAAACGAUGGUUCGUCUUGUCUGAGUACUGCUUGUUCUAUUACAAAAGUCACGACGAAGAAAAAUUAUUAGGUUCAGUUCUGCUUCCUUCUUAUAAAGUAUCUGCCUGCACUGCUGAGGACAAAGUUAUGAGAAAAUUUGCAUUUAAAUUAGAACACGCAAAUAUGAGGACGUAUAUACUAGCAGCUUUGGAUCAGGAGGCUAUGACAAAAUGGGUGAAGGCAUUGACAAUGGCUGCUCUUAUGCAAAAUUUUAUUGAUCAACCACAGAAGCAAAGCGAUCGAAUGGCUGUUAAAAAUGAAGAUGAUGAAGAUGCAGGUCCUACGUAUGCAAAUGCCCCGCCUAAACCUCGAAGAUCUAACGAUGGUUACAAUUCACCUAGUCCGGAUAUGUACGAUCCUAACUAUGAUUUACUUAAAAAGCCAGCAUCACACUAUAGCCAAGGCACUAACAACACUCGCUAUCAGGAUCAUACUAAUUACCCGAGCAGCCCUAUUCAAGAUGCUGCAUACACACGCUCCCCACAGUCACCACCGCAGCAACAACCUCAGUAUCAGACAAAACGAUCAUACGAUACUCAUAACCUUUCCCUGCCAUUGACAAAUACAAUAACGGAAAGACUCGAAAGCAAUCAGUACGGUUCAUCGUCCAUGUAUCGAUCUAAUCCUCAAUCUCCUUAUUUUGAUAAUAGGAAUAGAAAUCAUCAACCUCCACAGCAACCUAUCCAAGAUCCAAAGACAAAUAAUGACGCUAACAUUUAUGAACAACGAAUGCAACGGAAUCCGUUCUUACAAGAUAGUGCACAAAUUGAAACACCUGCGAAUAAAGAAUCUCAAAUGAAGAAUACACCAUUAAUGACAGAGGAAAACCGUCUAAGCACUGGAUAUAAUGAAAGCUAUCCAGAAUCACGCACUGAAUCUGCACCCAACGCAUCUAAUACUUACAAUAAAGAUGUAUAUGGGGAACUUAAUAGAGCCAACAGAUCUGGUAGCAGUGUUAAUGAAAGGAUAAUAGAAAGAAGAACGCCUGACGCUUAUGGACGAGCAGCUUCGUUAGCGUACAACAAGGAAAAAGUUGAAGAUUAUGAAGAUAUUUACGCAAAUGAAAAUGAAUACGGGAAAACCUAUGCAAAGUCACCCAGGCAACACCAAACGCGGGAUAAUGUCAGCAUAUCUAGUCACAAGCAAGCACAAGAUCAAAUUUCAAACUAUACGCAAGAGAAGACUUUUAGCGGACCAGCAGUUUUAAGAAGAAAGAAGAUGCAGGCAAGUGGAAUUCAGCCUCCGAUGCCACGACCUCACAGUGCUGAUUUUCUUGAAUACGAAUCUAAAAAUGAGGUUUUAAAUAAAACGGUCCCGACAAGGACAGUUACUGAUCCUCCUCGGCAGCCGCAGCGGCCUAAGUCUAGCCUCGAUAUCAAUUCAUACUACGACCCAAGUUCCGACAGGUAUUACUCGGAAGAAAGCUACGCGGAAAAAAUGCGUCAAUCAGCUCAAUAUUUGCAGCAACAGGCUAUGGGGUCGCGUAACAUUCAAAUUCCAUUAGCCAAAUAUGCUAGUGGAUUAGCUGAGAAACAGCUGAGUUCGGCCUAUUCCCAGAUUACCAAUAAUAAUUACGAACCUGAUACGGCAAUCAAUAGAAGCAGUCGUGAUAAUGUAAGUUAUAAUUCAAAGUAUAGUGAUAUCGAAGGUUUGAAUUCUAAUUGGACAUUGAAAGAAAAAGAAAGUCAAAAAGAUUAUCUGAACAGAAGUGGCAGCGUUAUGAGUGACAACUCCAAUGUAAGUGGUUAUGUAAAGGACGUUAAUAGAUUCGAUCCAACCGUGGACGGGUUCAUGAGGUCCGCAAGUGCGCGUUUACCCUCCACUACAGAGAAAGAAGGCGAAAAGAAAAUACAACAGCGCGAGGAAUCCAUGAAACGGCUUCUUGAAUGGAAGCAAAGGAUGUUGCAAAGUCCUUUGACAAGAAAAAGUACACCGGCGACUAUUUCUCUUGCUCGAUCACUCAACCAUAGUAGGCAGUCGUUGAGAUCAGACCAGUACAAGCCGAAAACAUACAAUGCUUCAUACAACAGCUAUUCUUCGGACGACGAAGAGGAAACAACGGGCACUGAUCUGCAAAUACCGAGAGAUACGCAGGCAGGAAGGUCCCAUAAAAUGAACAUAAGCCCCAUUGUAAUGCGACCGGAAACACAUGCGCCCUUCGUCGCUCAACCUAUUGAGAAAGAUCUUACUGAAGUUGACAAUAAAAAUGAUGAAAAUACUUACGAAAACAUUAAUUGUCCAAACACAAAUAAUUCUGACUACGACAUAGUGCCAGAUACAAACGAUGUGCAGAAUUAUGAGACAGCAUGCACUGAAAAUAAACAUGAAGGUGAUAACAAUAGUGGUUAUGAAACACAUGACAGUGAAUCAGAAUCAGAAACACAUAUUGAAUACACAGAUAACGAUUUAGACGAAGUUUUAUUAGCGUCUGAUAACGAUAAUAAAAUUAUUGAGGAUGUGGUUUUCAGAACUUCAAACAAAACUGGUGACGAUAGUAAUGAAGCAGAACGGGCAAGUGAAAAAUCUGACACACCUCCUAUGCGCAAUGUUGGCGAGGAACAUUAUCUUCCUAUGAGUCCACGUAAGACUUCUACGUUAGAGCCUCCUCAUAAAACAAUACUUCAGAAUUUGAGCGUUUUUGAUGACACUAUGCCUCAACAUUACGAAGAUAAUCCGUACGUUGAAAUGAGUUUAGGCAACGAGGAUGAAGAUAUGCAAACAUAUGAAAUUGUCUGUGUGAACAAUGGUAAAGUGGAGCCUGUUUAUAUGGAAGUAAAAAAUGGAACAAUUGAAGAAAAUGAAUUAGAAAGUGUAACGCUUAGGGAUAAAUCAAUAUCAGACACAGCUUCAAAUUUUGCUGAUACAAAGCAACAAACACUAAAAAGGGUUUCCAAAGGCGAUAAAGCGAAAGAAAAAUCAGAUUGUUCGGACGCAGAUGAUGAAUCGUCAAGAGAUUUUUCACUCGAUACACCUUUUAAUAGAAUGAGCAUUUCGGACACUUUUAGGCCGGCAUCAUACUAUCUGAGUGAUAGUAGAACUAUAUUACAUCGACAAGAUAGCUCUGACAGUGAAGUAUAUCCUCCUCCAAUACCCAGUUCAUCACCUCCUUGCGAAGGACUUUCUGGUGAAGCGUUAUCUAGGUACAUUCUAGAUAAACUGGAUAAAUCAGAUAUACCACAGGAUAGUUCAAUUUUGAAAAUGCUAACUAGUGAAAAUCAGAAAAAGAUUAAUGCUAAAAGAAAAACAACUUCAUUGAUGAUUUAUGGUAGUCGUACUUCAAUUCACGAUACUCUCACAAGAGGCGAAAAAAUUCGUAACAGCAGGGCUAGUUUGGUAAAUGAAAAACAGAAUUUUAAAGAAGGACCUUCUACUGUACAUAAUAAUUUAAUCUUCGAACAAAAUCCUUGUUGUAGCUUAGAUAAUGACUCUUUGCUUAAUGCUGAUAGAGGUUCAUCAAGAUUGUCCCUGGAAUCUGAUAUAAGCAGCAAAUUCGAUAUAGCACCUUCAAAUAUCUCCUCUGAAGCAACAAGUCUUGGAAGUGAUUCAAUGAUGGAUUUAAAUAAUAGCAGUGAGCAUAAAGACAUAGAAAAUAUGUUAAAAAGACGGCCACUUUCAGACGAUUCACUUUUUGAAUUAACUUCAUCUCAACUUUACCAAAACCAUGAUGUCAUUUCAAAUGCUGAUCUUGAUAAAUAUUUAGAAAAUUUACAACCCUAUUCUAACAAUGUUGGUGAACAUAGUUAUGAAAAUACAUCAUUUGUCAGAGACUCAAUACGAGAUGAUCUCGUUCAUAGUGAUGAUGCUCUACCAACACAGACGGUCACUGUAGCACACCAACGUAGUUCCAGUACGCCUGUGAGGAACGGUAGUACUGCCGAUGAUAAAGUAAAUAUUGGUAUACAAUACAGUAUCCUAGAACAACACGUUUCGGGUUACGUAGGAUCACAAAGUUCUUGUAGUUCAGUUGGUCUUACUAAAUCCCCAAUAUCAUUUUACUGCAAGAAUACCGAUGAAGGGACAUUAAUAAGAAAAAACUUAAAUAAAGUUUCUACGGCUAACAAGAUAAAGGAAUUCGAAAACGAGAAAUUGGCGCCUAAACCAGAAAUUGACACUAAUGCUUCUUCAACAACCACUGGCUUUCACAGUAGAGAAAGUUCUACAGAACACAGCGCACCUUACUAUUAUUCUGAUCUUUCUUCACAAGAGCAUAUUAAUGUAUUACCUACUUCUCAUUUCUUGAAAAAUACUAACCUUCACCGCAAACUUAAUAAUCAAAGACGAAGAGGUCCCUUACAUAAGAAAAAUGAAAUAUCACAUAUUCACAAUCCAAUUCGUAAUAACCAAGUUCUGAUGUCUGACCGUUCUUUUGAAUUAGCUUCGACGGCGAGAAGCGUUUCAGUGGAAUUUUUGAGUGCAGCUGACAAAGAUUCAGAUAUUGAUAUGAAAAAUAUUUACGAAUCUACCGGCGGUAAAAGUUCGAAGAUCCCUGAGUCGAUGAAUUUAAUAUCUAGUCUUGGCUGUAAGAGAAGCACUAAUCAGAAAGAGAUCGAUGAAAGUCAAACCACAGAUCUUGGUGUUCUUAAUAAUGCCUCCAUGAACACAAGUUCAAUACAAUUAUCAUCAGCUAGUAUGUCGUCACACUGUAGCGGAAAUUCAUCUAAUACUGUAUAUUAUGACGCGGAGGCGGACGCUGGAGCAUAUGAAAACGUUUUUUGUCAAGGAGAGAAACAUUGGGAUGAAGAUUCUGUGUGGAGAGAUAAUUUAAGGCGGGUCUCACAUCGACACGCUCGAUCUAUGGACGACUUAGAUACGGUGCAAGUGGAAACAGUACCUAAUCGUAUAGGAUCGGAUGCAUGUUGUAUGCAUAGUAUUAAACGCAUAAAGAAAUGUUCACCAAGCAAAAUAAUUCGAAACGUAACGUAUGUAAAUUGUAAUAUACAAGAACAAGUGCAACGACGUAAGGAUCUUAAUUUAGAUACAAAAUGUAUAUAUUCAGAAGAAGACGAAAAAGUUGACGAUAAUGAUGUUUAUGUUAGCUUAGCUGAAGAUUCUGAGCAAUGCAACGAACAAUCUGACGAAGGAGUGUAUGAACAAUUAGCGAUUGGUUCCUCUGAUUCAAGUAUACCGGUAGAAAAGGAAAGUCAAAAAUGUAUUGCUGAUAGUAAAAGUACACGAAAAAAGUUUGAAAUUGAUAGAGAAAACUUGAGACAAUGGGACUUAAUGUCUAGUGGUUUAAUGAAAGGUCGGGCGGGAGGGGCGCAUUGUGUCGGGGCAAAUGUGGUUGUGGGCACAGUUCACACGGACACCGCGACAGACAGGUCAAGCAAUGACGGUAUCCUAUAACAAUAAAAGGUCCCGUAAGGUACACUAUCUUCAACGACAAUGCCCGGCACGAAUUUGGAAUCGAAUAUAAAUAACAAUACACCACAACAAACAUUAUCAAAGAAAGCUUUCCUCGGGAGCAA